UAAAUAACUAUUUCGUCCAUGAAACCAACUAAUUUGUACUUACAAAAUCCUUAAUGCAGGUAUAUGUUUGUAGUUGCCAUAAGAAAUGAUAUGUCCGUUGUGUAUAUAAUGUAAUCCCUAAGAUACAUAGUUGAUUCGUUUUUACACAAAUAAACUGAACAAAAAUUUGCAAACCAACUAAUAGUUAUGCACAACAUUGGAUACACAUGCUUACACACACUAGAAUGUAUAUUGUACCAUUGAAAAUUUGCUUGAAUCUUUAUUUUCAACAAAAAAAAUAAUAAAAUAAAGAUUUAAUAAUCUACUAUGCGUGUCAUUGCACAAUAAUCACAAUGAAUAACGUUUUAUUCAGAUCAUCAAAAUAAAUAUCUGUAUAUUGUUUAACACUUAUCAAUGUAAACUAAAUUAAUAAUAGUCGAUUCGUCCUGAAAACCGUCUAGUUCAUUGUGUCACUUCCCAUGUAAUAACCUAUUUGUGAUAUUUAAAAAGAUGGAUAUUUUCUCUAAAACUAAAUGUCUAUUAUCAAUUCAUACUAUAAUUACGACAAAAUGUAUAACUUUAUUAAUUAUUUAUGGACUGAUAACUAUUACAGUAUCUCCUACAAUCAUAACUUGUCAAAAGAUUAGUUGGGGCCUUGUUCAUUCAAUUUCACAACUGAGGGAAUUACUUAUCACAGAUAUACCAGAUGAUAAUCUUCAACCAGACAGUUUAUCACAAUCUCCAGAGAAUAAUAAUAUUAAACAGAAACAUGAUGCUAUUGUUGGUGAUUCAACAUUUGUAAAUGGAUUAGAUAAAAAUAAUCACAACACUGAAGUAUAUCAUCGUCAGACAAAUUCUGACUUACGUUUUGUAGAAGCAACAAAAUCACAAAGUUUAAAUUAUCCACAAACAAACAGAAAUUAUAUGAAUCCAGAUUUAAACACAGAUAAUUAUAAUCAUCAACGAUUAAAUCAAACUCAGUUAGAACAAACAAUUCAAGAUAUGAACAAUAAUAAUGACAAUAUGAUGACAACAGAAACAUUUGUCGGUCCAGAUGGAAAAUUACAAAUGAGUAUAUGUGAUCAUCCGAAUGGAUUUUUAAGAAGACAAAAAAAAUUAUGCCGUCAGUAUUUGCAUUUAAUGGAAAGUGUGAUACGUGGUUAUUUUAUGGGUUUAAAAGAAUGUGAAUAUCAAUUUUCCGCACACCGAUGGAAUUGUCAAGGUCAUAAUUUAACUGUUCAAACACCACCGAAUAGUCGAAAACAGAAACGUCUAAGAUAUAGAGAAUCCGAACCGAAGAAUGAUGUGGAUAAUUCACAAAGAAAAUCUGUACGUAUACAAACAUACUUAGAUAAACUAUUAUCAAAAGGUACAAGGGAAUCUGCUUAUGUUUUGGCUGUCACAUCGGCCGGUGUAUCACAUGCAGUCACUAAAGCAUGUAGUAGUGGUUUACAUGAUAAUUGUGGAUGCGACAGGACAAUAUAUGAUCAUCCUAGAGAACCGAAUUUUGAAUGGUCCGGCUGUUCAGACAAUAUAUAUUUCGGAGCAGAAUUUUCAAGACAAUUUCUUGACGUGCGUGAACGCAACAGGUUAAAGCGUAAUGCGAAAUUAGGCCUAACCAAUUUACAUAAUAAUUAUGUAGGAAGACAUAUGGUUAUCAAUAAAAUGGAAGUUCAAUGUAAAUGUCACGGUGUAAGUGGAUCAUGUGAGAUGCGUACAUGCUGGAGAUCGUUACCGAAAUUUCGAAAUUUAGGUGCACAACUACAAGAAAGAUUUCAUGAAGCUAUACAGGUUACUUAUAUGCAAAACCGUUUGGUUCCAAUGAAAGCUUUAGAACAGUUAAAUAAAGAAUCAAAUGGAAACGCACUUUUACUUUCGCACCCCGCUUUGUUAUCAUCUACUGGAGCAACGAUGUCAUCACGAGUUAGUCGGAAUACCUUAGAUUCAUUAACUAGUUCAACAUCACUAUCUCCAUCAUCUUUACCAUCACCAACAGAAAAUGAUUUAAUUUAUAUAAGUGAAUCACCAACAUUUUGUCAUCAUGACCCGCGGUACGGCAGUAUCGGUACAUAUGGACGUCAAUGCGACGAAAAUUCCCAAGGUUUAAAUAGUUGUCAUUAUUUAUGCUGUGGUCGAGGAUUUAAACGGCAAACAUUUGUUCAACAGGAAAGAUGUGAUUGUAAAUUUCAAUGGUGUUGUAAAGUUGUCUGUAAGACAUGCCGUAAAACAGUGGUCAUAUCCACAUGUAAUUAAUAACUAUGCAAAUGCGUAUAAAAAUGCAUUAUUUUACAGUUUACAAUCAUUUUAUGUGUUUGUUUUCACUUUCGUGCACUAAAUUCCCUACCUCUAUGAUUCGCUUCACAUCUAUUCCAAAAAUGCUUUUCUCCCACUCUUGUGUUACAAAAAUAUCUGUAUUGAAAUCGGAACUAUUGCUGACAGCGACAAAAUAACAAUGACAAUCAUCAUGAUACUAUUAAAAUGCCUAAAUCCGACAGGAGAGAUUACAAUAAGUUAUGACACGUUGAAAAGAAAGAAAAAACUCAUCAAGUUGCUGAUAUUUUGCUCCAUGAAAGAAAUUAGAAGACUAUCAUGAAUAAUCAGAAAUAAAUUUUUUAAUGAGUUUAGUAUGGGUAGUAGUACGAAAAACUGAAAAGACCAGAUAAACAAAAUGAAUAUACAUAAUUUACUGUGUUUCUUUUCAAAUCAUUCACUUGUUUUCCGUUUUUGUUGUAAAUGUUUAUUUUCCUAAUAUACUACCUAUAACAUGUGUAUAUUCUAUUUAUAGUCACUCAUUCACCAAAUCAAUCAGUUAAUCAUAACUCAAUAAUUCAUAAUCUUUAUAUUGGUAAAACAAAACAUAAAAUGAAUACCAUGAAUGAUAAUUAUACAAACUCAUUUGUUGUAUUUUAUUAUAUACAUACAUAUUCAUUUUUGAUCUGUUCAUUAUAUACAUGUAAACAUUCAGCUAUUCAUGAGCGGAAAAUACAUAGUGAAAGAUGAGGUUUUAAAGUUGAUCUUUAUCCAAACACUUUCAUGUGGUUAAUUGAUAUUCUCGACAGCAUGAAAGUGUCCGACUUAGUGAGAAAGUACUGAUUUUUGGAAUUAUUAACAUUUUAAAAAAUACUACUUGUGAGUAGCCCAAAUAAUUAAUCUAAAUCAUUUGACUUAUGAAAGUUUGAUAAUCGCUAAAUAAGGUACCUAAAGAGAAUUUAGUUUUAAUCACUGACUGAUAACA
Schistosoma rodhaini is the source of this 3214-nucleotide messenger RNA. Lineage: Eukaryota; Metazoa; Platyhelminthes; Trematoda; Strigeidida; Schistosomatidae. The record is from the annotation of a GenBank genome assembly.